AACGCGUUGCGUCAGUCGCACACCAGCUGCUCACGCAUUCGGACGUGUUUUCGCAUCCGUUUCGCAGCCGAUUCGCAACGCUCCGCAGCUCGGUGCCGCCAACAACAGUUGGGGGGGGCCACAAAAACAGCGAACAACACAAACAAGUGGCCAGCGGAUUGGAGUUUCGGCGGGCCGGAGUCUCAAUAGACGAAUAUAAUGUGACAGGACGACAAGAUGGACUUCCAGAAUCGCAACAAUACGGCCAACAAGUUUGUCUGCCCCAGCGACAGGCAACUUGCCCUGCGUGCCAAACUAAAAGCUGGCUGGAGCAGCUCCAAGACCAGUGAGCCGCUGCGUCCCGAGGAGCAGGAGGCCAUCAUCUCGGUGAUCCGGCGCAACGAGGAGAUCGAGGUGGCCGAGCGGCAGCGGGUUGGCCGCCUGGUGGAGCGCGUCGAGAAGAUCAAGCAGCAUGCCGUGGAGCGGGGACCCAACUGCUGUCGUCUGUGCGGCGACACCUUUGGCAUCCUGCGACCGCAGCGCAUCCUGUGCGAGGACUGCCGGCAGUCGGUGUGCGCCAAGUGCAGCGUGGAUAUCAACAUCCGAUACCACACCAGCGAGCGGUCCCGCGAGAUCUGGCUGUGCCGCAUCUGCUCCGAGACGCGCGAGAUGUGGAAGAAGUCCGGUGCGUGGUUCUUCAAGGGUCUGCCCAAGUACGAUAUGCCGCGCAGCGCCAGUGCCACACCCAUGCCCACUCCAGGACCCGGAUCCAUGGCAGGCGACACGCGGGCCGUUCAAAGCUGUCAUGCGACGCCAACACGACCGGCGCGGGUGAAGAAGCUAACCAUCCGGGUGAACGACAGCAGCUCCAGCAGCAGCGGCCAUUCGGAGCCGGAGGACGAGGUGGACACCGGAGUAGGAGUUGGCGUCGGCGGCAUCGUUGGGGGCAUGGCCAAGGGCAUAACAUCUGCGCGCUUGCAGCGUGAGGACAGCUUUCGGCUGAGGGCCUACGGCUCCAUACGCAGCUUCAUCGACGGCGGCGAACGGAAGCUGUCCAACUCGUUCUUCUUUAGCCGCCAGCAAAGUCAACGGCCGUCGGAGUGCCCGGAAUACGACAGCGUCAGCAUGUCGAAGCUGAGGCGGGAGAGCAGCUUCCUGCGGCGCGGCUCCGUCAGCUCAUCCUGGUCGAUCAGCGACAGUUCCGGCUCCGGAUCCAACAACUCCGGUAACUCACAAUCGCAGUCGCAGUCGCAGUACCAGCAGCACCAGCAACAGCAUCAGCAGCACUGCCGAGAUCCGCUGCUCGGCUGGCUGGAGAUUGCCAUCACCUAUCGGGAGGCCUUUCACAGCCUCGACUGCACGAUGGUGCGGGCAAGGGAUCUGCCCGCCAUGGAUGCGGCCGGAUUGACGGACCCGUACUGUAAGCUGAACAUCAUCACGCCGGAGGCGCACACCAAGUACACGCGAUGGCAGCGCACAAAGACGGUGCACAAGACCCGCAAUCCGGAGUUCAACGAAACGCUGCAGUUCGUCGGCGUGGAGCCCGAGGAGCUGGGCAACUCGCUGAUUUACGUGGCCCUCUUCGACGAUGACAAGUACGGCCACGACUUUCUCGGUGCGGCAAAGGUCUGCCUUUCCACGGUGCACAGCACUUCGCAGUACCGGAUCUCUGUGCCACUCGGCGUGGAGGAUCAGUACAGCAACGCGGCGGAGCUGGCCCAGAACUGGCCCAAUGGCAAGAUGCUCCUCUCGCUGUGCUACAACACCAAACGCAGGGCGCUGGUGGUGAACGUGAAGCAGUGCAUCAACCUGAUGGCCAUGGACAACAACGGCAGCUCCGAUCCCUUUGUCAAAAUCCAACUGAAACCGGAUGCGCACAAGAACAAAAAGCACAAGACAAGCGUCAAGUGGCGCACGCUCAAUCCCAUCUACAACGAGGAGUUCUACUUCGAGGCAAGUCCCCACGACCUCAACAAGGAGAUGCUCAUCCUGACCGUGUGGGACAAGGAUCUCGGCAAGAGCAACGACUUCCUGGGCAGCCUGCAACUGGGCGCCCAAAGCAAGGGCGAACGCCUGCAGCAGUGGCUCGACUGCAUUCGAUUGCCCGAUCACUUCCACGAGAAAUGGCAUUGCCUCGCCCCCGACAAUCCUGCCCACUGAGUAGCCCACAUCCCCCACCCCAUCCGAU
Messenger RNA from Drosophila yakuba, 2167 nucleotides. It is a transcript of the gene Rph, whose product is annotated as rabphilin-3A. Lineage: Eukaryota; Metazoa; Arthropoda; Insecta; Diptera; Drosophilidae. Gene Ontology annotation, cellular component: membrane. The record is from RefSeq and is a predicted model, not a curated record. Gene Ontology annotation, biological process: intracellular protein transport. The coding region runs from base 217 to 2139 and encodes 640 amino acids. The transcript has 5 exons. Gene Ontology annotation, molecular function: small GTPase binding.